GUUGGGGUCCCCUGGGCUCUCGGGCGCCGUCACUGUCACCUUCACCUCACCCCUCCCAGGGCCGCGCCAGGCGCGAAGUCUCCCCGAUCAUGACCUCCACUGGCCCGGAUUCCUCUGCUACUAGGCAUCGGCGGGGUCGGCACCACCCUCACUCGCCCCCGCAGGAAUCCGCUGGCACCUCAACCUCGAAGCGAGGUGUAAAGAAAGGUUCUACACGGCACUCCAGCCCCAAUCUAGCAGAGGUGAAGAAGAAAGGCAGAAUGAGAAAGCUCAGCCUAUCCACCGAGCAGGAUAUCAUCUCUGGGCUGCAAGGGCUGGAUCUGAACCUUGAGAGCAGGGUGCUGACUGGCACAGGCUUGGUGUUUGAUGAACAAACUGAUGAAUUCCACCUCCUCUGUGAUAACAGCAUCCUGGAAAACCUGGAGCGUCUCCGUGUCAUCAGGGAGCAGCUGAUCCAGAGGGGCCUCCUGGACCGCUGUGUGUCUUUCAAGGCCCGCUUUGCUGAGAAGGAGGAGCUGAUGCUGGUUCACAGGUGA
This is a messenger RNA of Sorex fumeus (smoky shrew), 536 nucleotides long. Its product is annotated as histone deacetylase 6-like. Lineage: Eukaryota; Metazoa; Chordata; Mammalia; Eulipotyphla; Soricidae. The record is from RefSeq and is a predicted model, not a curated record. The coding region runs from base 90 to 536 and encodes 148 amino acids. The transcript is spliced from 5 exons.